CAUGAGUGGUGAUCUUGGAAGCCAUUCAGUCUCCCUGCAGUUUCAGUCAGUUCCUGGCUUUCCACUUUGAGAAACAGCUUUAAGAUGCCAGAACCUGCAAAGAAACCAGCUUCAGCAUUCAUCAAGAAACCAAAGACAACUGAUGCUGUAGUAGGAAAUGUUGCUGUUUUUGAAGCAGAGACAGAGAAGACAGGAAUUAAGGUGAAGUGGCAGCGAAAUGGUAUAGAAAUUGCUGCAAGUGAGAAAUACGUCAUCAAGUCAGAGGGGAACAAACACUCACUGACCAUUAAUAAUGUUGGAAAAGAGGACGAUGUGACUUAUGCUGUCAUUGCUGGAAGUUCCAAAGUCAAGUUUGAACUCAAAGUGAAAGCACCAGAAAAGAUGGAAGAGGUCCCACCUUCUGAAGAGGUGUCUAAACCAAUUAUUCCAAGUGCUCCUCCUGAAGUUAGAUCUGAACCAACUGUGUCAAGUUCAUCUACAGCUGCAGAUACUGGAUCCAAAGACAACAGCAAGAGCUCAGAAACUCUUCCAGCAGAAGUCCCAGAAAAGGUCUCUGUGGACCCUAUUGGUAUUUUUGUAUCUCGACCACAGAAUGGAGAAGUCACUGUUGGUGGGAACAUCACAUUUACUGCUAUAGUAGCAGGGGAAAGCUUGCUGAAGAAACCUUCGGUGAAAUGGUUCAAGGGGAAGUGGAUGGACCUUGCAAGCAAAGUGGGGAAACACCUCCAACUGCAUGAGACAUACGAUCGAAAUAACAAGGUUUAUGUAUUUGAAAUGAACAUUAUUGAAGCAAAACCAACUUAUUCUGGAGGAUAUAGAUGUGAAGUGGCAACUAAGGACAAGUUUGACAGCUGUAAUUUUAGCCUUCUUGUUCACGAGGCACCUGCAGCAAGUGAUCUGGACAUCCGCCCAGCAUUCCGACGAGGGAGCACAGUGGGAGGAGGAAGACGGAUGACUUCGGCCUUUUCCAGUAUGGAUGGACAUGAAGAUGGUCGGGAGUUGGAUUUUAGUGCCUUGUUAAGAAAGAGAGACAGUUUCUUGCGCUCAGUAAAUCGAAAUGAAGCAAAAACUGAAUCACAGCCAGAAGUUGAUGUCUGGGAAAUCCUUCGGAAUGCUCCUCCUUCAGAGUACGAGAAAAUUGCCUUCCAAUAUGGCAUCACUGACCUGCGAGGGAUGUUAAAACGCCUCAAACGUAUGAAGAAGGAGGAAAAGAAAAGCACAUCCUUUGUCAAGAGGCUGGAUCCUGCCUACCAGGUUGACAAAGGUCAGAAGAUCAAGUUAGUAGUGGAACUUGCUAACCCAGAUGAAGAAGUGAAAUGGCUGAAGAAUGGGCAAGAGAUUCAAGUGAGCGGCAGCAAAUACAUUUUUGAGGCUCUUGGAAAUAAAAGGAUUCUAACCAUCAACCACUGUUCAUUGGCUGAUGAUGCAGCGUAUCAGUGUGUGGUUGGAGAGGAGAAGAGUUUUACAGAACUCUUUGUAAGAGAGCCUCCUAUACUGAUUACUCGUCCUCUGGAAGACCAGGUGGUCAUGGUUGGAGAAAGAGUAGAAUUUGAAGCAGAAGUAACCGAAGAAGGGGCGACUGUGAAGUGGGAGAAGGAUGGAGUGGAGCUCACUCGGGAAGAGGCGUUCAAAUAUCGAUUCAAAAUGGAUGGUAAAAAACACUACCUCAUAAUUAACGAAUCCACCAUGGAGGAUAAUGGGCACUACAAAGUGAAGACCAAUGGUGGGGAGUCUGUUGCUGAAUUAAUUGUACAAGAGAAGAAGCUGGAGGUGUAUCAGAGUAUUGCAGAUCUGACCGUGAAGGCACGGGACCAGGCUGUGUUCAAGUGCGAGGUUUCUGAUGAGAACGUGAAAGGCAUUUGGCUUAAAAACGGCAAGGAGGUGAUCCCAAACGAGCGGAUUAAAAUCUCUCAUAUUGGCAGAAUCCACAAACUAACUAUUGAUGAUGUAACUCCAGAAGACGAAGCAGAUUACUCUUUUGUGCCUGAAGGAUUUGCCUACAAUCUCUCAGCUCAUCUCCGCUUUUUGGAGGUUAAAAUUGACUUUGUGCCUAGGCAAGAACCCCCCAAAAUCCGCUUGGAUUGCAUGAGCCAAACUCCAGACACCAUUAUUGUGGUGGCUGGAAACAAGCUACGACUGGACGUACCUAUAUCAGGAGAUCCAGUACCCACAGUGAUCUGGCAAAAGACAAACAAGAACAACGACAUGGUGGUAAUAAAUGACAAAUCAAAACCCACAGAUCCUACAGCCACAUGUGGAGAUUUGAGUAGUGAAAGCAAGCUCCUUGCUGAUUCUGAAGGCAGAGUCCAUGUGGAGAUGUAUGAAGACCACUGUGUGUUUACCAUUGAAGGAGCUGAGAAGGAAGAUGAGGGAGUCUACAAGGUUACUGUGAAGAAUCCAGCAGGUGAAGAUACAGCUGAUAUCACUGUCAAAGUUAUUGAUGUACCUGAUCCACCUGAGGCUCCCAAAAUCUCCAAUGUUGGAGAAGACAACUGCACAGUGGAAUGGGAGCCUCCCAAGUAUGAUGGAGGACAGCCAGUACUCGGCUACAUCUUAGAAAGAAAGAAGAAAAAGAGCUACAGGUGGAUGAGGUUGAACUUUGACCUUCUGAAGGAACAGUCCUAUGAAGCAAAGAGGAUGAUUGAAGGAGUUGUCUACGAAAUGCGAAUUUAUGCAGUGAAUUCUGUUGGCAUGUCUCGGCCUAGUCCUGCCUCACAGCCUUUCAUGCCAAUUGCUCCUCCAAGUGAGCCAGCGCACUUCACAGUAGAAGAUGUUUCAGACACUUCUGUUGCCUUAAAAUGGAGACCCCCUGAACGCAUUGGAGCAGGAGGACUGGAUGGCUACCUUGUGGAGUACUGCAAAGAAGGAUCCACAGAAUGGAUUCCAGCUCUUCAUGGCCCGAUUGAGCGCACCUCCGUCCUGCUUAAAGAUCUGGUCACGGGAGAUAGACUUUAUUUUCGUGUCACUGCUAUAAACCUAGCUGGGUCAAGUCUACCAGCAGUUACCAAAGAGCCCAUUACAAUCCGUGAGAUCUUGCAACAUCCCAAAAUCUGGAUGCCACGUAAUCUAAGACAGACUCUAAUGAAGAAAGUGGGCGACACAAUCAAUAUUGUAAUUCCUUUCCAGGGUAAACCGAGACCUAAAAUUAUCUGGACAAAGAAUGGUCAGCCAUUAGACUCCAAGGAAGUGGCCGUUCGAAACAGCAACACAGACACUAUCCUGUUUAUCCGAAAGGCUGAGCGCCACCAUUCUGGAAUAUAUGAAGUAGAGGUGCAGAUAGAAAACAUGAGUGAUAAAGUCACAAUUACCAUACAGGUUAUGGACAAGCCUGGCCCUCCACAGAAUGUAAAAAUUGUGGAUGUGUGGGGAUUCAAUGUUGCGCUGGAAUGGAAACCACCACAGGAUGAUGGCAAUGCUCAGAUCAUAGGAUAUACAAUCCAGAAAGCAGAUAAAAAAACUAUGGAGUGGUAUACAGUUUUUGAUCAUUAUCGACGUACUAAUUGUGUAGUAUCAGAUUUGAUCAUGGGAAAUGAAUACUAUUUCCGGAUCUUCAGUGAAAACCUGUGUGGAUUGAGUGAAAAUGCAACAACCACAAAAAACCCUGCCUACAUUAAAAAGACAGGCACAUCUUAUAAACCUCCCAAAUACAAAGAACAUGACUUCUCUGAAGUACCAAAAUUCACUCACUCGCUUUCAGAUCGCUCAGUGGUUGCUGGGUACAACGCUACACUCAGUUGUGCUGUAAGAGGAAGCCCAAAGCCAAAGAUCUUCUGGUUUAAGAACAAAGUGGACCUUUCUCAAGAUCCCAAAUACCGCAUGUUCAGCAAGCAUGGGGUGUUGACUUUAGAAAUCCGAAAGCCCAGCCCAUUUGAUGGAGGCAUUUACACCUGCAAAGCUGUGAAUGAAUGUGGGGAAGCUGAAAUAGAGUGCCGGCUAGAUGUCAGAGUGCCACAGUAGAAUUCGGAACUACUGGCUGUCAGUCCAGAAAUGGAGGUCACCCUGGAAACAUUGCAGUAAUACAGAAAACAGUGAAUAAAUGACAAUUUUAAUUAAUCUAUGAUCCUGUUGUUCAAAGAAUCAUGUUUAGAGUAUAGCUUGGAAUGAAUAUUAUGUUGCAAAAGAAGAUCACGACAGUCUUGAGGAACAAUUUGUUCUAUGUGCUUUAAAAUCACGUGUUCACAGAUCCUACUAGCAGUAACCUUUCCUUCCAGAGGCUGACAUAACAUUCAUUCAGCACUUGGAAAAGUUACUUUAAAGUUCUGUUGCAAUUCCCAGAACCCUCCAACCAGUGCCAUGCUCAUGAGGAGAUUCAGGGAGCUGUAGUACAAAUAAUAGCUUUUCCUACCUCUGUUUGUGUAUACAGUGUAGACUUUUAGGAAGACACAGCAUAGGAGUGGAACAGUCCUUUGCAUGAUUAUCAGGAGGCACCAGAGUGCAGGAAAAUCCUUUUCUAACCAAGUCAUUUGUUUCUCUCCAAAACAUGAGAGGCAGUAGAAACAUCAGCUAGUUUAAUCCACAAAGGAGGUAUUGCUUAGUAUUGCUAAUAAUUGUGGAUUCACAAUUAUUUGGCAGCCGACUUCACAGAAUACUGUGAAGCAGGCAUCAGAGGAAACAUGCAUGAGAUUGCUGUCUUACACACCCAUGUGGGAAAACACAGUUCAGGAGUGCUUACUCCUGAAUACAUGUAGCAAAUUCCACAUGUACCUGAUGAUCAGUCACUUGUUUUCCACUCACAAUUCUAUUCUGCUUGUGGCUUGAUAGCAAUCAAGGUUGUUAAGUGUAAGAUGUUCUCAUUAACUAUCCAGGCUGUCAUCCAAUGAUUUGGAGAUGGUUUCACAAACUAUUUUGCUAGCAUAAGAGUCUGAGAAAAUCACAUACCCCAUGUUAUGUACACAGAAUAUUUGCACCUUUAGCAUGCUUGAAGUCAAGUUUUGUCAUUUUAUCGAGCUGAAUUGUUUUCCAAGCUGAAUUGUUUCUAUAUGUCAUCAAGUUUUCCAAACACAAUAUUAUUAAUAUUGUUAUAUACUGCUAUUAAAAUAGUUACACGUUCAUAGAUUGACAUAGUGAAAUAAACAAAAGUCCAUACCACUCUC
Messenger RNA from Pogona vitticeps (central bearded dragon), 5093 nucleotides. The record is from RefSeq and is a predicted model, not a curated record. Lineage: Eukaryota; Metazoa; Chordata; Lepidosauria; Squamata; Agamidae.